GAUUAUCACCUGUGAUUUGAAGAACAGGCUAGCCAAUGUCUUUGUUGGUGUUGCGUUGAUGCGCUGAACAAUUGCUCAGUUUGGUAUUCACGGGCGAUAAAGACGGUAAUCGUUUCGAUAUGACGACGCAAAGCGGUGUCUUUAUUUGUGCGAUCGGAUUGGGUAUAAUAGUGACAUGUUAUGCGACUAUUCGGCCUUCAACUUCACUGCAUCUGAUGGAGGGCGAAGGCUUUGUGAUUUAUUUAGAUGUUCCAAAGAAUUUUGGUGCGAUCAAGAACUGUUGGUUCAAAUUCAGAGGAAAUGACAAGGAGAGGAUCGAUUUGAAUGCCACCGAACCUAUUGAUACUUCUCGCGGAGAGCAUAUACUACCGUACGAAAAUGAUGUAUGCGGUAUACGAGUAAUGGGCGUGACUGCAGCUUCUGCGGCCAUUUGGACCCUUGAAAUGGAAAACUAUUUUGGCGAUUAUGAACAAGGUUCCGCAACCAUUCAGAUACUACCGUUUCAGAAAACAAAGUUCGAUACUCGGGUCCAAAUGGAAUUCGGCAAGGGGACGAUAAAAUGUUCCAAACCUGACUCAGCUAAGCACUGCAAAAUUGUGGAUCUUUAUUAUGGAGAGACGUACCGUGAUUGUCAACUCUAUACAACUAUACAUCCGGGUAGUUCGUUCGAGUGUUAUGUUUAUAAUUGGGGUCGCAUGGAAGAGAGUUACGAACGCAUUUUUGUCGACACUCUUAAUGGGACACUUCCGAGUACAAAUGCGACGUUAAACGAGAACAACAAAGCCAUAACUAUAAGCUGUGAUUUUCAAAGCACUGUAUAUUCGUGUCAGGCUGAAAAGCCAGAUCGUAAAACCGAACUGUUGAUUAUGGAUGGUGUAUAUAACGGCUACUAUUCCGCUGCUCAAACGAUAACUACAAAAUCCAAGUGUGAGUUGGAAAUUCCAAAACCUCUUAAAGAUUCUGACAGUGGCCUUUGGAGAAUUAUGAGUUACAGCACCUCUGGCAUACCGAAGGGCUGUCUAUUUUAUGUUGGCAAAUCCAAAUCCGACAUUAUACUCUCGGAAUUGUCCAAUAUGCCACAGCUAACUACCGUGAAAGUCUAUAAACCAGAGGAUGGGGCCAAAAAUGUGAUUGAGGAACUUUCCUGCAAUGUGCCAUUUGAAAUCCACGACUGUUACCUUAGGGAUCCGAACAAAACAAUUUAUAUACCUGAAAGUAUACGCUUUGACAGCCAACGUCUGUAUGGAAAAUGCGCAUUUUAUAACAUGCCUAUCAUUCAGGGCAUCUGGUUAUGUGGAGCUCGAGGUCGCGAUUACGACAAGGAAGUAGUACAAAAUAUCGAGGUUAUAACAAAGUCGAAAUAUGGCGAGACACUGACAGAAGUCGUGAAAGUAAAGCGUGGCGAUGCAGCCGAGUUGAUGUGCAAAAGUCCAUUUGAUGAACCCAUAUCCCAUUGUGCUUUUAUCGAUCCAAAUGGUGGUGUAUUUUUAGUGGGGACGGUGAAUAGUAUAAAAUCCAAAGGACGAAUACAAUAUUAUGGACGGGGGAUAACUAAAGGCGAUUGCGGCAUUAAGAUAACUGAUAUCAAUCGAGACGAUUACGGUCAAUGGAAAUGCCAGUUUAUUAUUCGGUCUGGCAAUUUGAAGUCUUCAUUUACAAUGGAACUCAAGGAAUUGGAUACUGCCCAUGCCACAUCCGUCGGCUUAGCUAUUGGUUUAACAGUUGUGUUAAUACUUGUUGUGGGUGUAGUUAUAGGAACGUUUAUAUAUCGCCGACGCAACUUAAGUGCGCGCCAUAAUCUAGCAUCGACAGAUCCAUUGGAACUUGCCGGCCCAUCCUCCAUUUCGCAUGAGACCAGCUGAAUAUGGAACACUUUUUAAGUCAUACCCAUGUGUUCAAUACGAUCUCUUGUUAUUAUAAAAUAUUAAAUUGUUUAAAAUACAAUGUAGAAGACAUCCCGAAAAAUUGGCUACGGCUAAAAAUUUGCCAUGAAAUACAUAUGUAAAGUUA
Messenger RNA from Musca domestica (house fly), 2010 nucleotides. RefSeq lists its product as uncharacterized. The record is from RefSeq and is a predicted model, not a curated record. The coding region runs from base 120 to 1862 and encodes 580 amino acids. NCBI's taxonomy places the organism in Eukaryota, Metazoa, Arthropoda, Insecta, Diptera, Muscidae. The transcript has 6 exons.